AUGCAAUCAUCGUCGGACGCGAACUUGGUGGCUAUCAAGGACUCUGGCGCAUCGGUGAUCCAAGGGGGACGCCCGAGCCAAGAGGACAGGUACAUCGCGCUGGCGCCCGGAAGCCUCAAGUCGAACAAAAAUAUCGCGCUCUACGCUGUAUUUGAUGGACAUGCAGGGGCAACUGUGUCCGAUCACUUGCGUGGGAACCUGGCAAAUUUUAUCGAUGAGGCACUCUCCAAGUCUUCACCGCACUCACCAGAGACUUACAAAUCGGCUAUCCAGGAUGCACUCGACAGAGAGGAUGAGAUUAUCGACCGGCAGAAUUGGAAAGAUGGCUCCACCCUUGCCCUGGUCUUGAUCGAUACACAGCAGAAUAUCCUCGUCGAAGCAGACUUGGGCGAUUCUCAUAUGGUGCUUGCCGAGCAUACCAGGCGUAAUAAGAAAGAAGAAAAUAAGCUCAAAAAGCUCGACCAUACCUUGAGAGCUCACCACCUUGUUAAGGGUAAGAACGAGUGGAGCAACGAGCGACUCUCGGUACCGCAUAAGCCAGACGACCCAAUCGAGAAGAAAAGAAUCGAAGAUGCUGGAGGCAGGGUGAAUUACGAUACGGGUGCUGCAAGAGUCGGUGCUCUUGCAAUGACCCGCGCUAUGGGCGACACCGAGCUAAAGAUGCCGAGAGUCAACAACCUCGCUAAUCAUAACCUGGAAGAUUUGGUUGGUGUCGAGACAGGCCUCAAGCCGGGUAGGAGGGCAUCGGCAGAUCUCGUCACCAACAAGGCACACUUCGCCGUGCGGCACCUUAAGGGAGAGUGCUUAGUCCUCAUUUCCACCGAUGGCAUAGGUGAUGAGAAGGAGGCUGAACUGGCGGCUCGUACUGCUACCGACUUGAACUCGCAAGGUUGGCCAGCGAAUGAGAUCGCAACGGAAUUGGCGAAGCAAGCUGUGAAAAGAAAAGAUCCUGACAAUUGUACCGUGAUUGUAGUGAUUCUGGAAGCGCCAAGCGCCGCGCAGUAA
This is a messenger RNA of Didymella exigua CBS 183.55, 1005 nucleotides long. RefSeq names its product phosphatase 2C family protein. NCBI's taxonomy places the organism in Eukaryota, Fungi, Ascomycota, Dothideomycetes, Pleosporales, Didymellaceae. The record is from RefSeq and is a predicted model, not a curated record. The coding region runs from base 1 to 1005 and encodes 334 amino acids. Gene Ontology annotation, molecular function: protein serine/threonine phosphatase activity; cation binding. Gene Ontology annotation, biological process: protein dephosphorylation. The transcript is spliced from 4 exons.